Messenger RNA from Mercurialis annua (annual mercury), 819 nucleotides. RefSeq lists its product as uncharacterized. The record is from RefSeq and is a predicted model, not a curated record. The transcript is spliced from 3 exons. NCBI's taxonomy places the organism in Eukaryota, Viridiplantae, Streptophyta, Magnoliopsida, Malpighiales, Euphorbiaceae. The coding region runs from base 148 to 819 and encodes 223 amino acids.
UUUCAGCUCAUCUUUUCUUCUCUUUUCCAGAUCUCAAAAUCACGAAUUCUCUCUUCAAUAUUCUGUCAGAUUUACUCGAUAUACUGCUACAUUAUUCAACUUCAUUCAUUACGAUCAUCAAUAACUGCGAAUUCAGCAAAAAACGGAAUGGAAGAUUUACAGAUUUUAUUACAAUAUGAUGGCUCAUGGGAAGAUAAUUCAUCUUAUUCAAAUUAUAGAGUAUCUGGAAUCAUAUUACCAAAGAAUUGUAACUUCACAAAUCUUGUUGAUAUAAUCUCUACUGAAAUGAAGAUUCAGCUUAAACAAAAUAAAUUAGUUAUUAAGUACAAAAUCAGUGAUGAUUGUCCUCCAAUAAGUAUUGAAGAUGAUGCAGGUCUUACAUUCUACAAAGAGCUUAAGAGAAAAGAUAAUGACAUUACAAAAUAUAGAAUAUGUGUAACAUUAGAGAAAAAGAGGAAAAGAGUCUAUUCUAGUGAGACAUCAAAUGCAACUGUAAACCAAGAUAACAUGGAAUUGGUUUUACAAAAUAACAUGUUGUCUAUGGAAGGAGAAUCUUCAGCAUUAAGAGAGACAUCAGAGAAUAGCAUGAAUAUGAUUGAAUAUGCAAAUCUUUUAUCUGAUAUUGGAGAGACAUAUCUUGAGGAAGACUUCCAAGAAUUUGUUCAAGGUUCAAGGGAUAUAGAAAUUGGGAAAAAGUAUAGGGAUAAAAAUUCAUUGAAGAGUGAAAUAAGCCUCUAUGCACUAUCAAAACAUUUUCAAUUCAAGAAUGUCAAUGGAAUCUAUACGCUUCAAAGAUUGGUUACACAAAAGCAUUUGUGA